Messenger RNA from Triplophysa dalaica, 1549 nucleotides. RefSeq names its product G1/S-specific cyclin-E2-like. Gene Ontology annotation, cellular component: cytoplasm; cyclin E2-CDK2 complex; centrosome. The record is from RefSeq and is a predicted model, not a curated record. The coding region runs from base 108 to 1208 and encodes 366 amino acids. Lineage: Eukaryota; Metazoa; Chordata; Actinopteri; Cypriniformes; Nemacheilidae. Gene Ontology annotation, molecular function: cyclin-dependent protein serine/threonine kinase regulator activity. The transcript is spliced from 12 exons. Gene Ontology annotation, biological process: G1/S transition of mitotic cell cycle; regulation of cyclin-dependent protein serine/threonine kinase activity.
CGAGAGCGCAUGCGCAACAUCCCACUGACAGCUGCGCGAGAGCUGAAACACUUGGCGCCGGCGCGAGACAGAUCUGACCUCUCCUGCAGAAGACUACAGAAACAAACAUGACCAGAACAAGUGGACCCCGUCAAGCCAGACAUGAGAACGGAAACACACGCCGGAUAGCAACAAUAAAGAAACAGAGCAACAGAAGAAAAACCUUGAUAACAAAGUUCAAUAGCACCACUCAGGAUGUGCGGAGACAGAAUGAUGUGCACAGAACGGACGCAAUUGUGGAGAUUUCUGAUUCCUCUGAUCAAUCUUUAGAUGUUCGUCCUUCUCCGCUGCCAACGCUCAGUUGGGGCAGCUCAGAAGACGUCUGGGUGAAGAUGCUGAGCAAAGAGAUGAAGUACAAACACAAUAAGAACAGCUUAUGCAGACAUCCGUCGGUGCAGCCCAAGAUGAGAGCGGUCGUGCUGGACUGGCUCAUGGAGGUGUGCGAGUCGUACACACUUCACAGACAGACGUUCUAUCUAGCGCAGGAUUACUUCGACAGGUUCAUGUCGACUCAGAAUGACAUGCAGAAGGACCGUCUGCAGCUCGUAGGAAUCACGGCGCUUUUUGUCGCCUCCAAAAUGGAGGAAAUCUAUCCGCCGAGGAUCUCAGAGCUGGCGUUUGUGACCGACGGAGCCUGUCUGGAGGAGGACAUACUGCAGAUGGAGUUGAUCAUGUUAAAGGCAUUAAACUGGGAUCUGUAUCCAGAGACGGUUGUAUCCUGGAUGAAGCUCUACAUUCAGAUGGCAUCAGUAUACGACUUCACCGAUCCGUUAGUGCCGCAGUUCGCUCAGGGAACUUACAUUCAGAUUACACAGCUGUUGGAUUUGUGCAUCCUUGACAUCAAUUCUUUGGACUUUAAAUACGGAGUAUUAGCUGCGGCUGCCUUUUGUCACUUCACUUCUGUUGAUGAUGUAAAGAAAGUAUCAGGAUUAAGGUGGGAGGCCAUGGAGACGUGCGUGAACUGGAUGGCCCCAUUUGCGGAGACCGUGAUGUGCUACGAGAAGGCACAGCUGAAAGACUUUGUGAAAGUGUCGUGUGAGGACAGACACAACAUUCAGACACAUGUGGACUAUCUGUCCAUGCUGAAGGAAACUCAACAGAAGCAGUCUGAAAGUUUGAACCACAGUUUUCCACCAACACCACCCAGCAGCUCUGAGAAACCUAGUUAACAUCUGUAGAUCCGAACGACAGGGCCAGUGCUAGACUCCAUCUCAAGUUGUACAAGUGUAGUACAGCAGAGACUGUGUAUAUAGACUUCAAAAUGGAGUUUAAAAAACAAAUUCUGUUUUGAUUUUUGAAUAGCUUGAUAAUUUAUGUUAGUAAGAUGUAAUUUUCUUAGUUAGCAUUAAUAAAUUGUACCAAAAAAAAGCAGCCUGCUUAAGUCUGUAUAGUCUGUUUGUUUGAACUUAAAAACGUGAUUCCUGAAAUGUUUGAAUGCCCUGUCAAAUAUUGUUUUCCUCAUACAUUCGAUGUUUUAACUGUAUAUAAAUGUACACUAUAUUUACAACUC